UACAGCCAAGCGUAGGAUGAUCACACUGGAAGUUAAUCUUCUGCUUCCCUGAAUGUGUAGAUGAUGGACGAGUGACAACCUGUAGUGUCGUCUUGUCACGUUGGCGAGGUGUGGUGGUAUAAGGAAAGCCCUCCGCCUUGAUAAAGUUGAUAACAAAAGUCGGCGUGGGCCCGCGGCUGGUGGUUGUCUGGGCGCGCGCUGGUAACCACCUCAGUGUGCUCUGCGCUGGGCUUAGCUGCGGAACUUUGCUGCCUUCUGACUGUGCCGUGUGUGUGUGGGUGUGGUGUAGUGUGGUACAGUUGUGGCGCUGCCACUGUGGGGUGUGGUGGAGGUCGGUAGGACCGUAUAGCGUGGUCGGUGAGGAGUGCUAGCCGACACCGCAACCAUGGGGUGCGCCAUGUCUGCGGAGGAGCGUGCCGCUCAGGCUCGUAGCAAACAGAUCGAAAGAAACCUGAAGGAGGAUGGGAUUCAGGCGGCGAAAGAUAUCAAGCUUCUGCUACUAGGAGCGGGAGAGUCUGGAAAGAGCACCAUUGUGAAGCAAAUGAAAAUUAUCCACGAGUCUGGCUUCACUCCCGAGGACUUCAAGCAGUACCGGCCGGUCGUAUACUCCAACACCAUCCAAUCCCUCGUGGCCAUCCUGCGCGCCAUGCCCAACCUCGGAAUAUCCUUCGGCAACAACGAGCGAGAGCCUGACGCAAAAAUGGUGUUCGACGUGAUCUCCCGUAUGGAGGACACAGAGCCCUUCUCAGAGGAGCUACUGUCUGCCAUGAAGCGCCUCUGGGCCGACACGGGCGUGAAGGAGUGUUUCGGCCGCUCCAACGAGUACCAACUCAACGAUUCGGCUAAAUAUUUCCUGGAUGACUUGGACCGCCUGGGCGCUAAGGAGUAUCAGCCCACAGCACAGGACAUCCUGAGGACCCGUGUCAAGACCACUGGAAUCGUAGAGGUUCACUUCUCCUUCAAAAACCUCAACUUCAAGUUGUUUGAUGUUGGUGGACAACGCUCAGAGAGAAAGAAGUGGAUCCAUUGUUUUGAGGAUGUGACAGCCAUCAUCUUCUGUGUGGCCAUGUCUGAAUAUGACCAAGUGUUGCACGAGGAUGAAACCACAAACCGCAUGCAAGAAUCACUGAAACUCUUUGAUUCUAUUUGUAACAACAAGUGGUUUGGUGAAACGUCAAUCAUCCUGUUCCUCAACAAGAAGGAUCUCUUCUUGGAUAAGAUUGAGAGGUCUCCACUCACCAUCUGCUUUCCAGAGUACACAGGUCCAAUGGAAUACAAUGAAGCUUCGGCAUACAUCCAAGCCCAGUUUGAGGCUAAGAAUAAGUCAACCAACAAGGAGAUCUACUGCCACAUGACCUGUGCUACUGACACCACCAACAUCCAGUUUGUGUUCGACGCUGUGACGGACGUGAUUAUUGCCAACAACCUGCGAGGGUGUGGCCUUUACUGAAGUGUUUGUGUGGAGCUUCCAAGAUGUAGGAGCUGAUUGUUUGUUACUUAGGCCAAGUCCUCCUCAAGAGGCAUUAUCUUGACUAAGAUCAUAAGGCUGUUAUAUUAAUACCAGUGUUGUUAUCUUAAAAUAAAUUUUUGGUGGUCAAAAGAAAGUUUUAAAGUAUUUAUAAAAGUUUUACAACAAGUCAACAACACUGACUUACUUGUUAUUAAUUUUAAACUCUUAUUUCUCCUCAGAAGUUAUGAACUAGUUUGGCAAGCAUCAAUUAAAAUAAUGAAACUUUUCUUCUUUUUCUUUUUUUUUAUUUAUUUUCUUCUAAAAAUUAAUUCAAGAUUCAUACUUUGGUCUUUUCCUUUCCAAGUUUAUUUAUGUGAGUAUGAUAUUAUUGAAGUGAAAGUACUUUUUGAAAAUUUUACUGUUACAAAAUUUAUGUAAGUUUGUAUGUGUGGGCUUGUGGCUGUGAAUGUGAGUGAUAGCACUGCACAGGGUUCUUUACCACCAUCAUGCAGAUUUUUUGUGUUAUUCACUCUUAUUAUUAUUAUACUAUUUAAAAUACAUUUUCAUAAUUGUGUUCUAUAUCAUGGCAACUCUGCUCAACUUCAUUCUUUAAAUUAUAACUUUUAUUUUUCCUGAAUUACAUUUUUAUGGACAAUUUAAUAUAUAUUUUUAUAUUAAUUUUUGUUACCUUAAGAUUAUUUACUACCUAGAAUGACUUUCUUAACAAAGACUGAAAUGUUUUGGCUUAUAUUGUCCAGUUUUCCUUGUACCUUGCUUAGGAGAACAUGAAGGCAUUUUCUUUAUUCUAUCUAAUGUAAAUAAGGGCCAGUAUAAGUUAUCAUUGGACCUUUUGUUCUCUCUCUUUAAAAACUAUCAAAAUUUGUGUGUGCCAUUGUAACAAUGUUUUUUUUUUUUUUUUUUUUCCACACAAUAUCAAUUGAGUGCCAUGAUCUUACUCCUAUGUACCUGGAUAGAAAUGGUUCAGCAGACUCAUAAGCCAAAGUUUUUUUCCAGACUGUCUUAUAUCAUCUGAGUUUUUUUCUAUUAUUAUUUAACUUAUUGUCAAGAAUAGGUCUUCAUUUAUCUCUUGUUUUUUAUGACAUAUAUUAAAACCUUUUUUUUUUUUUUUUUUUUUUUUUUUUUUUUUUGCCUGUAAGUUUGUAUGUAUCAGAGUGAGGAAUAAUAAUAACGAAAUAUUUAUGGUUUAGCAUCACAGGCUACUGCAUAUAAGCCUUAAUGAAAAUUUAUUCUCAAGUUUAUUGAUUAAUUUGGUACAUUCCUAUACUAUCACAUGAUGUGGUACUUGUGUGGUACUGUGAAUGAAAUGCAAUGUAAAGAGACCUACACAAAUUAGCAACACUGGCAGUAAAGAACUUCACGAUCACAUAGAUGCAUUGCAAGCUUUUCCUUCACAGUUCACUGAAAGGCAUAUAUUUUGUAAGCAUAUGACAUUGACUGUAUAUUUGAAAAGUUAUUGCAUGUAUGAUUGUGUGAAGAGAUGCAUUAUUUGUAUUAAUAGAUCUAUUCAAUGUAUACUUUGGAAGUGGCAAGGAAGUCAGUCGUCUUUCAUGGAACAAUAACAACGUCACAGAUGCUUAUCAUUAACACACUGAACACUUUGGAAUGUUUUGUGUACCAUCAGAUUUAGAAGUUUUGUACUGUAUAAGUAGCAUAUCUUGUACUUUGUAUAAUUUUUCCUAAAAGUAUUUUUUUUAAUCUUACACAGCUUUAAGAUUUAGGUUCUCCACAGUCCUCAAUACUUGGAAUUCAGGUGAAUGACAUCUUUAGACAAGGAACUCAACACUUAAAAAUAAGUUAAUAACAGCACUUUAAGCUGACAAUCCUCACUUAAUGAUCACACUGUUUACAGAUUCACACAACCUCCUCAAAGUUUCAGCUGUAAUUAUUAGAAUAAGCUUUCUUGACUUUUGGCCAUAACACUGAGGAGUUCCCCUAUUUUUGGUCUCACAUCAUGUUUUUAGACAUAUGUUAUAUAUUGCUUUUCAUUAUCAGCUUAUUUAUUUAACAACUAUCAUGUUUGAUAAUACAUAGUAGAAUUUCAGCCAAUAUCACUUUCAAAACUAGAAGUGGCUCUAAAACUGACAAAAGAAAUACUAUGUAUCAGCAAGUCCAUAGUAAUAUACACAGAGAAAAAUCCUAGAAGACAAAAUGUGAUGGUGUUUGGAAUAUCAGGAUUUUUCAGCAUUUAGAAACUUCAUAUUCAAAACUUUGACCUUAAUGAGGUUGUGAUUUAAUGUAUUAACAGAUAGAUAAAUAACUGUCCGAUGUUCAUUUCUUCAUUUUUCAUUUAAUGAUAUACUGAGCAUUAAUUAUGUAAGUCGUAAGAGAUGAAAAAUAUUGACUUGCAAAUCUGAUAGAUGUAAGUAUUUUAUUUCCUUAUCUUAUACAGACAACAUUUUAUAACCUUUCUCACCCCAUUGUACAAACUGGAUAACAUGAUCAUCACUUAAUCUCUGCUCUUAUAAGACUUUUUAUCUCUGUACAGCCCAUGGUCAUGUUCUCCUGUUUAGGAUACAGAAAUAAGGGGAAUUUCCAGGUGCCAGGAUGAGGCCCCUUCCUCUGAUAAUAGUCCAGGAGGUGGUGGUGGUGGUGGUGCAACAGUGUGGUGGGAUGCAGCAAUUAAGGGAACAUUGGGAAAGUUGUUACAAGUACGAAUGUUGUGACUUGCAUUUGAUUUUAUUCAGCAUAGAAUACAUAACAUUAUAAGUGAUGUGUAGCAUCUUAGGUUUUGUGUGUGUGUGUGUGUGUGUGUGUGUGUGUGUGUGUGUGUGUGUGUGUGUGUGUGUGAAGAAAAUGGAUAUGCAUGCUUCCUCACUGGUGUGUGCAUACCUGCAUAUAUGUAUUAUACUAUCAAUUAAAUGUAGCACAAAAUUAGGUACACUUAGACCCAAUAUGAUACUGGAACUUUUAGUAAACAGUAAAUUACUCUCGUUAUGAUAAUGUAGGAACAUCCUUCUGCAUCCCACCACACCAAUGUGACCAAACAAACCACUCACGAAACAUACAUCAAAUAUAUGUACACACUCCUUUUGAUAAGGUUGUAGUUUUGUGUCAGAAAAAAAUAUUGUGUAAAAGUUGUAUUUCAUAAUAGUCAACAAGAUGGUAUGUGUAAAAUAUCUCACACAUGUUCUAUGUUUAUGCCCUACAGCACUGCAGGAGCUAUGACAAAAUACUAAUACUUUGAAAAGAUAAGUCUUGGACCAUGCUUGUGUUGUUAUAUGGUAUAUAAUGAUCUGUCUCUUGAAAAAAUUAAAUAUGAAUAUAUGCUUAGUUUGUAAAGCUGUUCUGUAGUCUCAUAAGGUAAACCGGAGAGUGAGAAACUGAAAAUGGUUGAAAAAUCCCUUAUUCAUCUAUAGCCUUUCUAGAAAUUACUCCAUCAUUAUGUAGGUUAAGUAACAUAAAUACUAAUGUUAAUGUUAAAUAACCCAUCCUCUCAUUGUACUGUAAGUUACUGCUCAGUUUUGUACAGCAUUUGUCUAUGUAGGAUGUUUUGCACUUGUGUCUAUUAGAAGUCAACAUUGCUUUUGUUAUGACUUAUGUUUGAGUCUCUGUACAACAAUUUUAGCUCUCUUUAUGCCUCUAUGUUAGGCACUCCUGUGGUGAACAAUGUGUGUACUAGCCAAGAGAUGUGUAGCUGAGGCUCAGUUUGUAUCAGACUGAGCAAGAGUGAGAUAAAUGUAAUUUAUUUCA
Molecule: messenger RNA, 5161 nt
Organism: Portunus trituberculatus (swimming crab)
Lineage: Eukaryota; Metazoa; Arthropoda; Malacostraca; Decapoda; Portunidae
Gene: Galphao
Product: guanine nucleotide-binding protein G(o) subunit alpha
Exons: 8
Coding region: 386-1450 (354 amino acids)
Biological process (GO): adenylate cyclase-modulating G protein-coupled receptor signaling pathway
Cellular component (GO): heterotrimeric G-protein complex
Molecular function (GO): GTPase activity; G-protein beta/gamma-subunit complex binding; G protein-coupled receptor binding
Source: RefSeq, a predicted model, not a curated record